Nothobranchius furzeri (turquoise killifish) is the source of this 513-nucleotide messenger RNA. The record is from RefSeq and is a predicted model, not a curated record. Lineage: Eukaryota; Metazoa; Chordata; Actinopteri; Cyprinodontiformes; Nothobranchiidae.
AUGCGCCAAAUCGGUUGCCAUCAGUUCUUUGGAUUGUCAGUGGUGGUGACCCCUCUCUCACGUUUUAUGAACGGAUUGUGCUCCCUGUUUCUCUAUGUGCAUGUACAUUCAUACGCCUUAUUCCAAACUGCAAAAACCUGGACGGAGGCACAGAGCUACUGCAGAAAGAACUGCAUCGACUUAGCAACCAUGGAGGACAUGAAAGACAUGAAUGUGGUUCUUAACUAUGUCGGAAACAGCUACAGUGAUGCCAUAUGGAUCGGGCUGUAUAAGGGGAACCACCCAAGGUUUAUCUGGUCUCUGGCAGACAAGGAUCUCUACAAGGCAGGAGAAAGGACUUACUUUAAAUGGGGAUCAAACACAGGCAACAACUGUGUCACUUUAAGAAACGGGAUAAUCUACACUACCUACUGUUAUUACGGCCUGAAUGCAGUCUGCUUUGAUCGUGAGUUAUUCCUCAAUCACUCCCCUUUUGGUUUUGUUUGGGGAGGUUGUUUUGGUGGCAGGCAGUAA